AUGUCGUUACGAAGACACUCUUCCACCGACCAGGAUGUAUUAUCGGAGAUUCUAAGGUCGGUAAAAUCAUUUGAUAUAAGAUUAAAACAAAUUGAAAACGAAAGGCGUUCGCCGCAUCGUAGUCGUUCCAGACAUAGAUCGAAAACAUGGCGAAAUCGCUCGUUUUCUCGCCGUUUGAAUUCGUCUGAUAGCAGUGGUGGUUCUGGCGCCAGAACCUACCACCGAGAUGAUCGUGAAAGAGUGAGACGGAAGGGCUCACGUCAUCGUCGCCGGGUGCUGCCGACAUCAUCGUCCUCUAACUCUAGUAGAUCGCCGUCAAGGGUGAGAGGGGACUUGGCGCAACCGAAUGUAAAUAAACAUCUGGUGGAGGUCGUUGACGAUGUACAUAUGAUCUCAGAAAACGAUUUGCAUCCAGUUGGUGGUAUGGAUCUCCAAGAGCCCCCAAACAAACAGCUGCAGGCUCUUUUGGGCGAUGAGUGUGAAACUCCGAUUCUUUUUGCGCCAUCAUUACAUAAUGAUAUUGCCAGCCGCUGGAAUGUUAUAUUAAGGAAGGGUUUGGACUUGGACAAAAGGAAGGAGGUUAUAGCUAAGUACGCUCCACCAGAAAACUGUAAAAAUGUUUUGCCUCCUAACCUUAACCUUCAUGUUAAAGGAGCAUUAACAGACUCGAAUGAGAGAAGGGAUGCUCGUCUUUCCAGUUUACAGAGCCAGGUGGGUGCCGGAAUUGCAGCUAUUGGCAAGGUCUUAUCUAGCCUUUAUGAAAAAGGCGAGGAAAGAGAUAAGGAGAAUAUUCAAGCGCUUAGUGAUGCAGGUCGCAUUCUGGCGGACGUUCAUUACCAGGAGACUAUAUCUCGUAGAGAUCUGGUGUUGUUAAACAUCAACAAGGAUUUAAGGGACACGCUUUCAGAAUCCCCUCCCGAUGAAUGGCUUUUUGGUGGUAAUUUGGAGGAGGCAAUUAAGGCCAAGAAGACCAUUGACAUUUCCAGCCAGCAGCUAAGAUCCAAGAAGGGGGUUGUCAAAUCGGGGAGCUUACAGGAGUGGACCGCCGCAGCCUCGACAAGCUCCGCGACCAAGGACCCAGUUCCGGAAAAAACCAGAUCAGUGGCAGAUGAGAAAGGACAGGCGUCACUAGAGGCAAGUAAAUAUGCAGGUCGCUUAAAAUUUUUUAUAAAUAGGUGGAAAGAUAUUACCAAGGAUAACGUUGUUUUAUCUUGGCUGGAAGGUUAUUCCAUUCCCCUUAUAAGUAUGCCUAAUCAAACCUAUGUAUGCGCUGAACAUAAAUGGUCUCCCUUGGAGAGGCUUGUAAUAAAACACUCUGUAAAUGACCUUUUGUUAUCUGGUGCAAUUAGUUCUGCAUCUCCAUGUGAGAAUCAAUUUGUGUCAAACAUUUUUCUAGUGCCAAAGACUGAUGGGUCAUAUAGGCUUGUUUUAAACUUAAAAAAUUUUAAUAGGUUUGUGAAAACUAAACACUUCAAAAUUGAGGACAGGAAAACUGUCUCUAGUUUAAUUAUACCCAAUUGCUACAUGGCCACAGUGGACCUUAAGGAUGCAUACCUGCUUGUCCCGAUAAGAGAAGGUCAUAGGAAAUAUUUAAGGUUCUUUUUUGAGGGCUCUUUAUACCAAUAUAAUUCCUUGCCUUUCGGUUUAAGCUCCGCUCCUUUUGUAUUUACAAAAAUAAUGAGGCCUGUUGUAUCAUUUUUGCGAGAGAGAGGCUAUACUUCGGUGAUUUAUUUAGACGAUAUCUGGCUGCUGGGUAACUCAUUUGAUGAGUGUUUAGAAAAUGUUCAGACAACCGUUGGGCUAUUAGAAUUUCUGGGAUUUGUGAUUAAUUAUAAAAAAUGUUGUUUAAUACCAUCUCAGCGCUGCACAUACUUGGGAUUUACAUAUAAUUCUCUCUCUAUGUUGGGCCCUACAGAUAGGAAACGCAAAUAUUUAAUGGACUGUGUUUUGAAGAUUACUAAGAAAAAAUCUUGUAAAAUACGGGAAUUAUCUCAGUUGAUCGGCAAACUCGUUGCUGUUUGUCCGGGCAUUAAAUAUGGUUUUCUUUACACUAAAAUCUUAGAACGUGCAAAAUUUUUAGCUCUUAGAAAAUCAGGAGGUAAUUAUAACGCCAUUAUGACCUUGCCCGAAUCUAUUUUUAUUGACUUAAGAUGGUGGACUGACCACUUAUUUCUGGCGACAAACUCCAUUCGAGUUGAUUCGUUUUGUCUUGAAAUUUUUUCGGAUGCGUCCUUGACAGGAUGGGGUAUAUAUCAAAAAGACUCCAGGUGCAGCUAUGGGUUUUGGUCGGAGGCUGAGGCUCACUUCCACAUUAAUUACUUGGAAUUGCUGGCAUUAUUUUUUGGUUUAAAAUGUUACGCGGGACAUUUAAAAGAUUGCCAUAUAUUGUGCAGAGUUGAUAACACUACGGCAAUGGCCUAUGUUAAUCGGAUGGGUAGUAUUCAACAUCCUAACCUUAAUGCUCUUGCCAGAGAAAUUUGGCAGUGGUGCGAGCAGAAAAACAUUUAUAUUCGUGCUGCGUACAUUCCAUCAGUGGAUAAUGUGGAAGCGGAUAUAGCCUCUCGACAACUUAAAAUAGAAACGGAGUGGAGCUUGUCUAAUUAUGCUUUUCAUAAAAUUGUAGAAACUUUUGGUGUUCCAACCAUUGACCUUUUUGCUAGUCGAUUGAAUAAAAAAUGCAAAAGAUUUGUAUCUUGGUUGAGGGAUCCAGAGGCAUGCUCCGUUGAUGCCUUCACCAUAUGUUCGAAGAACUCCUCACCCGCUAUCCAAAGACCUUUUCCUGGUGGUCGGGAGGUUGUCCUGGAAGCGCUCAGGUUGAAAAAAGUACCAGCUCAGUCUUUGGAUAUAUGUGUCGCCUCCGUUACAACUGCAACCAUUAAUCAGUAUGCGUCUGGUUUAAAGGCUUGGUGGGAGUUCUGUCAGGCAAAGAAACUGGAUCCUUAUACUGUGGAGGUCGCGAACGUCUUAAUAUUUUUAGCCGAGCUUUUUAAUAAGGGGGCCUCUUAUAGCCUUUUAAACACCUAUAGAUCGGCUAUCGCACAAAUUUCUGGCCCAGAAUUGGCCCAGGAUUUUCGCUUAAAACGAUUUUGUAAGGGUGUUUUUGGUUUUAGACCUACGCGUCCCAAGUAUGAGUUCUCUUGGGAUCCUGCGCAGGUUUUGGAUUUUGUCCGUAGCUUAGAGACCAGCUCAAUAUCAUUGGAGUUACUUUCGCUAAAAUGUUGCAUAUUAUUGGCGUUGGCUACGGGACAGCGCAUUCAGACUUUACAUAAUAUUGAGAUUUUGAAUAUUCAGGUUUUGGACAAACAAAUUUGUAUUAAGGUCCCUAGUCGCUUAAAGACUUCCGGUUAUAAUAAGUCCCAGCCUUUUUUAAUUAUUCCAUUUUUUGACAAUGAUACAAAUAUUUGUGUAGCUAGAACGCUAGUUGCUUACUUGGAAAGAACCCGAGAAUUAAGAGGUUCUUGCCAGUACUUAUUCAUAACUUUUAAGAAACCUCACCAUAGGGCCACAAGACAGACCAUAGGGCGUUGGUUAAAAAAUAUCUUAAGAUCUAGUGGAAUAGAUACUAACACCUUUUCUGCUCAUAGUACCCGGCAUGCGGCUACCUCAGCAGCGGCUAGAAAGGGAAUUAGUUUCGAUACCGGAAGUAGCGGGACUAGCUGCUGUUUAGAUAGUGUACCGGUUAAUAAUAAUGUUCCGCAGCAAAAUGAGAAUAUUGACACUUUAGAAGAAACAAGUGAAACCGCGAUUCGAAAUGAAGUGAGUGUUAAAAGUGAGAAUUUUAGUCCUGGUUCGGAACAGAAUUUAAGUAUUCCAGGUUCGGUGACACCUAGUAGGCCAAGACGUGUUGUUAAGAAACCUGCUUAUCUAGCAGAUUACACUGAUUAA
Diabrotica virgifera virgifera (western corn rootworm) is the source of this 3885-nucleotide messenger RNA. RefSeq lists its product as uncharacterized. Gene Ontology annotation, biological process: DNA recombination; DNA integration. Gene Ontology annotation, molecular function: DNA binding. The coding region runs from base 1 to 3885 and encodes 1294 amino acids. The record is from RefSeq and is a predicted model, not a curated record. The transcript has 5 exons. NCBI's taxonomy places the organism in Eukaryota, Metazoa, Arthropoda, Insecta, Coleoptera, Chrysomelidae.